UAUUAUCGACCCCACCAAGCGCCAUCAAGCGACAUCACAGCUAAAGACCGGUACAGGAAUUGAAAGAGAAAAGGCAGUGUGCCGUCAGAAAGGAAGAAUAUUCUCUACAAGACUGUCUCCGCAAGAUGUCGAACCAAGCAAAGCAUGACUGGGCCGACGAUGAGGAGGUCGACGAGGUCGCCGCCGACCUGCCGCCACCGCAGAAGAUCACCAACAAGGACGGCAGCACGACGAUGAUCGAGUACCACAUCGACGACAAUGGCCAGAAGGUCAAGACGACGCGGCGGAUCCGGCUGAUCAAGCACCGCGAGGUGGUGAACCCGCGGGUGGCGGAGCGCAAGACGUGGAGCAAGUUCGGCGAGUCGGCCAAGGACGGGGCCGGACCCGCGGGCGACACGACGUCGGUGGGCGAGAACAUCAUCUUCAAGCCGUCGACGACGUGGCGCAAGGACGCAAAGGACGAGUCCAAGGACCCCAACGCCCUCGCCAUGAAGGACAAGCUCAAGGACAAGAAGGUCAAGUGCCGCAUCUGCAACGGCGAGCACUUCACCACCCGCUGCCCCUACAAGGACACCAUGACCCCGAUCGGCGAGACCACCGGCGGGCCCGGCUCCGCCGCCGGCGACGUCGGCGACGAGGCCUCCGCUGCUGCGGCCGCCGUGGGCACCGCCGGUGCCGGGAAGAAGGGCAGCUACGUCCCGCCUGCGCUCAGGGGCGACCGCGCCGGCGCGGGCGAGAGGAUGGGUGGCAAGUAUGGCGAGCGGGACGAUUUGGCGACACUGCGGGUUACGAAUGUCUCGGAAAUGGCAGAGGAAUCGGAGCUGCGCGAUAUGUUCGAGCGCUUCGGCCGCGUCACUCGGGUGUUCCUUGCGAAGGACAGGGAUACUGGUCUUGCAAAGGGCUUCGCGUUCAUCAGUUUCGCCGACCGGGACGAUGCCGUCAAGGCGUGUGACAAGAUGGACGGCUGGGGCUUCAAGCAUCUCAUCCUCAGAGUCGAGUUCGCGAAGAAGGCUGCGUAGGUCUCCGCCAGGAAAAGGGCUUGACGCUUUGUGGCAUGAAUGUACUUUCCAUCGUAGGGAGAUUGAUCAUAGGAUGGAUGGGGAUGGCAAAAGGGUAGAAUGGAAAAGGCCACGGUUUUUCGUUUUGCAACUGCUGUCAUCAUGGUGACCAUGGUGACCACUAUCUCGACGAUUACCGUGCUGUUCAAGGGACAGCUGGUGCUCUUCCCGGCAAGUGGAAGUUGGCUUUUUCCAAGUACAUGCUCGUGGCAGCUCGUCUUAUUCUGGAUUACUAUCUUGCUGUAUAGUGCCUCCUUUGCAAGCCCACAACUCUUCCAGUGGGUAUCUUUGCAGGACACCUUCCUCCCCGUUCCAACAGAACCCAGUCAGACACGAGAGAGGGGGAAAGGCCGAAUUAGAGGCCAACCCGAUGCUCCACCCUUUUUCCUGACCCAAUGCAACUGCUAAACUUUAGAGGCUAGAAUGCAAUCCGAACG
Molecule: messenger RNA, 1495 nt
Organism: Phialemonium atrogriseum
Lineage: Eukaryota; Fungi; Ascomycota; Sordariomycetes; Cephalothecales; Cephalothecaceae
Product: eukaryotic translation initiation factor 3 subunit-like protein
Exons: 3
Coding region: 126-1019 (297 amino acids)
Cellular component (GO): eukaryotic translation initiation factor 3 complex; cytoplasm
Molecular function (GO): RNA binding; translation initiation factor activity
Source: RefSeq, a predicted model, not a curated record